UCUAUCCUCUUUCUUUCUCUCUUCCCAUCACCUUUGUGUGUAUCCACAGCUGAGCGCUUCAGGUCUUCUGGGGAACACGGAGCUGAGCGUCGGGGCAGCUAUGGCCUGUUUUCUAGCACAGGAAGGGGCUGACAUCAACUAUGCCAACCACAAGGGCAAGAGUCCUCUGGACCUUGUGGCUGACAGCACAAUGCUGCAGCUCAUCAAAAACUUCUCAGAGAAGCACAGGUUGCAGCGUCUGCAGGCCAUCACAAGUGGACAGGGCUUGAGCAGUGCGAGCCUGCGGAGGGUCCACACUACGCCCAACACCAUGACAAACCUGGUUCUUCCCACGCCACCGGGGCCCAGCGAAUGCCUCAUCUGCUCCGAGCUGGCUCUGCUGGUGCUCUUCUGCCCCUGCCAGCACAGCGUGGCCUGUGAAGAAUGUGCCCAUCGAAUGAAGAAAUGCAUCAAAUGCCAAGUCACAAUCACAAAGAAAAUUAGACAAGACCAAACAGAGGUGGACUGCAGUCCUGGAAAUGAGAACUCGGAGCAGCACAACCUGCUGGAGCAGCUGCAGUCCCGCUACCGGCAGAUGGAGGAGCGGAUCACCUGCCCCAUCUGUAUAGACAACCACAUCAAGCUGGUCUUCCAGUGCGGACACGCCUCCUGCAUCGACUGCAGCGCUGCGCUCAAGACCUGCCCCAUCUGCCGGCAAACCAUCCGCGAGCGGAUCCAGUUGUUUGUCUGAGCUCCUCUGUAGCUCGUACGUGACCCAAAGAGGAUGUCAGCAGGGGAUUGGAAAGAAGUAUGGGUGGGGGUUGGGGGUUGGGGGUGGGAGGGGGCAGCUGUUAUCGCUUGAAGACCCAGCGACCUGUAUUUGCCUGUCGCACCCUCCUGCUCAUGCCCACCACACGUAAUCAAAUGCGCACUCUGCCCAUGAUGCUUUACUAUAAGACGCUGUGUUACAUCAUAACUGUUUGUUACAUUUUCUGUAGUUUCCCUCGUGAGCAGCACGGGCAGGAACACGUCGAUCAUUUUAACGUUAUUUUUCGCCGUUAGUACUGAUCAUCUGCGAGCUCAACGGGAAGCAGACAAUGUGAAGCUGGGAGAGAAAGGUCCUCAGCAUCUUCUUUUCCAUCACCUGUAAGCUGUCCUACUUUUGCUGCUUUAAGUGGAUGUCUGUUACCCAUCAUCCUCUCUGGCUGUCUGGCCCCUUCUGUUUAUAAGGCUGCACAGAAUCAGUCCCUGUGUCCUCGCCCCCUUGGCCUGUCCUGUGAGUUAUGUUUGCUCUCAUUUGUAUCAAUCGCUUAAUAAUCAGUGUUAGUCUCUGCAGAGGGAGUUGAUAUAACUAAAGGCUCUCUUUAUAGUCCCCAACCACUCGCCUGUAUGCAAGGGGAAAUACACACUAUAUAUGCAUGAGUAUAUGCAUAUUGUAAAGCUGAAAAUGACUGUGUCGUCAUGGGUGAUUUGUCGUCGUCGUCGUCGUUGUUUUUAUUUCUCUCUGGUUACAUUUGUGGAUUUUAAUGUACCGAUAAAUGCAGGUUUUUAUUUAUGUGUGAGAGGUGGUUUUACUUGGUGAUGUCCUUUUCUCAGUUGGUGUUUGCUUGGCAAAAAUGUUAUUGUUUCUACUGAAAUUCACCCCAAGCCUAUGUCCUCUACUCAGGGUAUCAAAUUAUUGAAAGCACUUGUGAUAUCCAUAAAAGGUUAAAGACCCCCCUCCAACACACACACACACACACACACACACACACACACACACACACACAC
Paralichthys olivaceus (Japanese flounder) is the source of this 1749-nucleotide messenger RNA. NCBI's taxonomy places the organism in Eukaryota, Metazoa, Chordata, Actinopteri, Pleuronectiformes, Paralichthyidae. The record is from RefSeq and is a predicted model, not a curated record.